Botrytis byssoidea is the source of this 687-nucleotide messenger RNA. RefSeq lists its product as uncharacterized. The coding region runs from base 1 to 687 and encodes 228 amino acids. The record is from RefSeq and is a predicted model, not a curated record. NCBI's taxonomy places the organism in Eukaryota, Fungi, Ascomycota, Leotiomycetes, Helotiales, Sclerotiniaceae. The transcript is spliced from 2 exons.
AUGUAUCAGUCAGGAACUUUCCAGAUACUUUUGUCGUUCAUUGUGACAAAUUCUAUAGCAUCGGUUAUCCCAAACGUUCCAAACAUCCCAGACAGAUCCCUAUCGACUAGAGAAUGCCGAAAUAUUUCACCAACUUGGAUCUCUCAAAUAUCAAGCGCCGCUCCUAAUACAAGCUACUCAAAUACCAUAAGUAGCAACGGUGCUGGUUCAUUCUUCGUAUACCAGAACUCCACUACGGCUCUUCUUCCAUACAUAUCCUUUACAAUCCCUCCAUCCACACAGAACCCCUCUAGCACAAAGCAGACCUGCAACCUCGCUGCCACCUUCCCAUUUUUCGAAUCGCAGUAUCUAAGCUGGUCACUUUCCUCGCCAACUCCACCCACACUCGAUAUCUCUAUCAUCUCCCCGCCCUCCAAUUCUCCACUCAAUAUCCCACCAACCUGGACUUCAACCUUCUUUCCUGAAAACUCCGAUCUCCCCCAGCACUUUGGUGUACUCACGCCGGUGAUACGUCUUGAUACAACGGUCAAUUCAUUGACAUGUCCUGAGAAUGGUGUGUUGAGCUUUAUGUUUCGGUUUGCGGAUGGUGUUGUGGGAAAUAAGAAUGUGUAUGAGAUAUGGCCACAGUAUCCAGCGGGACUAUCAUCAGGUUUACCGAUGACCGGUGUUUAUUUAAGUGUGUGCUGA